Triticum urartu is the source of this 1810-nucleotide messenger RNA. The record is from RefSeq and is a predicted model, not a curated record. NCBI's taxonomy places the organism in Eukaryota, Viridiplantae, Streptophyta, Magnoliopsida, Poales, Poaceae.
AAAAAAAAUCUGGUUUAUCCAAAUGGGGAACGGGUGCCAGUUUGUACCCUAGGCGGCUGCCGGCGGCCGGCGACGCAGUCGAGCUCGCCCAGUUACCGCUCACAUUCUCCGCCGGCUGGGCAAGCUCCUCGUCCUACUCCGGCACACCGCCUCGCUCGCGUCUCAUCGGGGCUCCCGCGGAAACUAUCUGCUCUGGCGAGGGACUCCGGCGGAAGCAGUCUGCCAUGCUGAAUUUUGUAAAACACCUGAGGCUUGGAUUCUCUGUUCGAUUCCCUCUGCUGGAUCCUCCAUUGAGCAUUAUUGGGCAAAUCAACAGCUGCAUCGACUGGUCGUUUCGCGGCCGACAUCGUGAUACAGGCAACAACAUGAAGAGUUGGACCAUGGACAUCCUUCUUAUGGACUUCAGUUUCUGGGCAUGCAUAUUCGGUGUAAAUUUAAAUAGUAACAAUAUGCUUCUGUACAUGAGGGUCAUGAUUCGUGAUGAUCAGUCAUUUCAUCAUGUUCUGCCCCCAGUAUUUGCUCUGGUGAUUGUGAAGUGGAUUGCUGUACUUUGCAGGUUCGUGCUAGCACCCCUAGCGGUAUUGAUCUUCCUUGCCCACAAGUACUGGAAGACAAGGAUCACAAUUGAUGCGGUUGAAAAGUUCCUCCAGAUGCAACAAAUGAUUGGGCCAACAAGGUACGCUUACACAGACAUUGUUGCAGUGACAAGCCACUUCAGAGACAAGCUAGGCCAAGGUGGUUAUGGCUCUGUCUUCAAGGGCGUGCUACUCCCAGGCAAUGUCAAUAUCGCUGUCAAGAUGCUUGAGGGCAGCUCCAACUGCAACGGAGAAGACUUCAUCAGUGAGGUCUCCACCAUCGGCAGGAUCCACCAUGUCAAUGUGGUCUGUCUCGUCGGGUUCUGCUCAGAGGAAAUGAGAAGGGCUCUUGUUUACGAAUACAUGCCUGGAGGUUCUCUUGACAAGUACAUCUUUUCAGCCGAUAAGAGUAUUUCUUGGGACAAACUGAAUGAGAUUGCUUUGGGGAUUGCCCGAGGGAUCAACUAUCUGCAUCAGGGGUGUGAGAUGCAGAUUCUGCACUUCGACAUCAAGCCACACAACAUCCUUCUUGACAGCAAUUUUGUCCCAAAAGUUGCUGAUUUUGGACUUGCCAAACUUUACCCAAGGAACAACAGUUUUGUGCCAUCUAAUGCCUUACGUGGGACUGUUGGGUACAUAGCUCCGGAGAUGAUAUCCCGGAGCUUCGGUGCCAUAUCAAGCAAGUCAGAUGUUUACAGCUUUGGGAUGUUGUUGCUGGAGAUGGCUGGAGGAAGAAGGAAUGCUGAUCCAAAUGCGGCGAACUCAAGCCAGUCUUACUACCCAUCAUGGGUGUAUGACAAACUAUCUGCUCCAGUGGUGGAUGCGAUAUCUCCAGUUGCUGGUAUGCAUGAGUUGGAGAGGAAGCUGUGCAUCGUUGGAUUAUGGUGCAUUCAGAUGAAGUCACAUGACAGGCCAACGAUGAGCGAGGUCAUAGACAUGUUGGAAGGUGGCUUUGAUGGCCUGCAGAUGCCUUCCAGGCCAUUCUUCUGCGAUGACGUGCACACUGUUGUUCCAGAUUCGUACCCUUUGUUAUCCGAGCUGACUGAGAUCUUGGAGGAGGAUGAGUAGUAUAUAUGUGUGUGUGUGAUUUAAUGUCUCAAGUCUUACGAAAUAACCUACUAUUAUGUUUUCCCAGUCAUGUGAAGUUUUAUGUGGAAAGAUGUAAUAAUAUUUAGCAGUUAGAGGAUGUUGAUCUCCAACUGUUAAUUGAAACGUAAUUAUCUUCGUGAAACACA